Messenger RNA from Aspergillus pseudotamarii, 1425 nucleotides. RefSeq names its product FAD-binding oxidoreductase. The record is from RefSeq and is a predicted model, not a curated record. NCBI's taxonomy places the organism in Eukaryota, Fungi, Ascomycota, Eurotiomycetes, Eurotiales, Aspergillaceae. The transcript is spliced from 3 exons. Bases 1 to 1425 code for a protein of 474 amino acids. Gene Ontology annotation, molecular function: oxidoreductase activity; FAD binding.
AUGCCAUUUCUAUCGUACGCCCAUAUCCUUGAACUCCAGCAACAGCUGGAAGGCACCCGGGCUAGGGUGAUAUGCGCCGGUUCGGACGAGUAUGCUGAGAGCAUUAAGCGAUGGAGUGAUACGUGCGAGAAAGAAGCUGGCGCAGUAGUUAAAGUCACCACCACGUCCGAGGUCUCUGAAGUGAUUGAGUUUGCCCGAAAGCAUCGUAUCUCUUUCGUUGUAGAAGCCGGGGGACAUUCCACCACUGGAUCCUCAGCAUCGCAUGGUGGUAUUGUAAUCAGUCUUUCUCAGAUGCGGAAGGUCCUCACAGACCCUGCUUCAAAGACAGUUUGUGUACAAGGUGGCGCAACUUGGCAGGAUGUCAACAGCUCUACGGCUCCCUAUGGCUUAGUGGUUGUAGGUGCGACUUCAAGUCAUGCCGGCGUCGGAGGAUCGACAUUGGGGGGAGGUUACGGAUGGCUGACAGGAAGGUAUGGUCUGAUUAUUGACAGCCUGCUGAGUGUCAAAAUGGUGCUCGCAGAUGGGUCCAUCGUCGAAGCGUCGGAAACUACUUCCCCGGAUCUUUUCUGGGCGGUUCGAGGUGCCGGACAAGCCUUCGGCGUGGUGACCGAGCUAGUCUUCCGUGCGUAUGACAUGAAACAUCAUGUGUUCGGGGGAGCCCUGUACUUUACACCAGAGAAGUUACCGAAGAUUGUGGAUUUUGCCAAUGAGUUUCACCGUCGCAUGGAUGUGAACAGCGGUUUCAUGUUCGGGUUCACGGCCCCACCGUUUAUGACAGAGACGGCUGUACUGGUCGUUCCUUUUUACAAUGGCACCAGGGAAAAGGCAGAAGACUUUUUCGAACCCCUCCUAUCAGCUAGCCCUGUUGCGGGAAAAGCCGAUAUGAUGUCUUAUACGAGACUCAACGCAGUGGCUAAUAUAGAACCGUCUCCGGAGGGCCGCAAAAACAUCAACGGGACCAAUAUUUCCCUACCACUUGACCCCGACUUUGUGCACGACGUAUACAACCAAUUCGACAGGGUAAUGAAAAGUUGUCGAAGGGUGGGGAAUAGUGUGCUCAUGUUUGAGCUGCUGCCAUAUACUCACAUACUUGAAGUACCGUUGGACGCUACGGCUUGUGCUAAUCGAGGCCGGUACUACAAUGUUGGCUCGGUCUUCUGCUGGCAGGAUCCAGAUCUCGACCAUAAAAUGCUGACUGAGCAGCAAGAUAUUAUCUCUAAGAUUGAGAAUUGCGGAUCCCGUGAUGAGGGCGAAAAUCAUGUAGCCGCAUAUGCCAACUAUGCUGGACAUAAUAUCAGUUCUGCAAAGCUUUUCGGCGAGAACUUAGAACGGCUACAGCAGCUGAAGAGGACUUACGAUCCCAACAAUGUGUUCAGAAGAUGGCAUGACCUCCUCCAUCCAAGGAACGGAUCACACGCAGGAUAA